AUGACACGUAAUCAAGACGCGGGGCAUGUAGGUGUGAAGGAGAGCACGCAAAACACGCAGUACGAUCAGAUCGGGACAAAGUACAAUAGAAUUAAGACGUUGCCUGCUACUGAGGCGGAGGUGCCGUCUGUUGUUAGGGCUUUGGGUGAUAUUGUGGGGAAGAAAUGUCUUGACCUCGCCUGCGGCACAGGAAAAUACACCGCCCUCCUAUCCUCGCUAGGCGCCUCCACAGUCCACGGCUACGACAUAUCGCCCGCCAUGAUCGCAGGCGCAAAAGCCACCUACCCACCUGCACAAAACCCCAACUUGCACUUCGCCGUAGCAGACUGCAGUCUGCCCGACAUAUCACUACCGCACUCCUCUUCCCCCUCCGACAAUAACAAAACCGGAAAUUUCGACAUCGUCCUCGCAGUCUGGUUUCUAAACUACGCUGGCACUGAGACAGAGCUAACAAACAUGUUCCGCGUGAUAGAAAAGAACCUAGUAACCGGCGGGCGGUUCGUAGGGCUUACGACGAACGUCCACGAUCCGCAGAUGCAGCUGGAUAAACGGGACUUCUACGGCAUAGAUGUGCUGGUUUUGGAUGCGGCGUAUGUGGACCCUUCUAGCAGCUCAAGCGCGAACGAGGAGGUGCUGGGGGUCAAAAUGCGCGUGGUAGUCAAGGGAGAGAUGCCAUUUCAGUUCGACGUGUUUCAGUUUCGGAAAGAGGUUUAUGAGCGGUGUGCGGAGAGGGCGGGGUUGAAGUUGGCGUGGAAGGAAUUGGUCUUGCCUGAGGAUGAGAGGAGAGGGAAUGGGUAUUGGGAUUGGUUUGUGGAGAGGCCUACGUUUGUUAUUGUUGAAGCUGUGAGGGUGUAG
Messenger RNA from Cucurbitaria berberidis CBS 394.84, 855 nucleotides. RefSeq names its product S-adenosyl-L-methionine-dependent methyltransferase. The record is from RefSeq and is a predicted model, not a curated record. Bases 1 to 855 code for a protein of 284 amino acids. NCBI's taxonomy places the organism in Eukaryota, Fungi, Ascomycota, Dothideomycetes, Pleosporales, Cucurbitariaceae. The transcript is spliced from 2 exons.